Messenger RNA from Symbiodinium sp. CCMP2456, 171 nucleotides. NCBI's taxonomy places the organism in Eukaryota, Dinophyceae, Suessiales, Symbiodiniaceae. The record is from the annotation of a GenBank genome assembly.
GAACGAAUCCAGGCAUUUCCGACCAUCCGCCUCUACAAGCGGGAUGGGACGUUCGAGCAGUUUCAGAACAAGCGAAGUGUCGAGAACAUUAUUGAGUUCUUGACGAACACAGUCAGGAAUAGCCACCUCAUGAUUGCGCAGCACCAUGCUAUGUUCGACCAGGGCUGUCAG